Messenger RNA from Pangasianodon hypophthalmus (striped catfish), 2554 nucleotides. It is a transcript of the gene hacd2, whose product is annotated as 3-hydroxyacyl-CoA dehydratase 2. Bases 62 to 805 code for a protein of 247 amino acids. The record is from RefSeq and is a predicted model, not a curated record. NCBI's taxonomy places the organism in Eukaryota, Metazoa, Chordata, Actinopteri, Siluriformes, Pangasiidae. The transcript has 7 exons. Gene Ontology annotation, molecular function: 3-hydroxyacyl-CoA dehydratase activity. Gene Ontology annotation, biological process: fatty acid elongation; very long-chain fatty acid biosynthetic process; sphingolipid biosynthetic process. Gene Ontology annotation, cellular component: endoplasmic reticulum membrane.
UUAAGGACCCUAAUUUAGAGGGACGCCAGCAGCGAGCAGUUAGCUAUUUGUGAGCUCAGCCAUGUCUGCACCUGUCAUGGGGAGCACCAAAAAACCCUUUAAUGAUGGGGACCACCACAACCACAAGAAGAAGAAGGGAGCAGGCGCGCUGGCCACCGCCUACCUGGUCAUCUACAACGUGAUCAUGACCGCUGGGUGGUUGGUCAUUGCUGUGGGUCUUGUCCGGGCCUACCUUACUAGAGGCAGCUACCAUGGUCUGUACUACUCAAUAGAGAAGCCACUGAAGUUCUUCCAGACUGGAGCUCUCCUUGAGAUAUUGCAUUGUGCUGUUGGCAUUGUACCUUCCUCUGUGGUCCUGACUGGGUUUCAGGUGAUGUCACGCGUGUUCCUCACAUGGGCUGUUACACACAGUGUUCGAGAAGUCCAGAGUGAAGACAGUGUGCUUCUCUUUGUGGUAGCGUGGACCAUUACGGAGAUCAUCCGCUAUUCAUUCUACACUUUCAGCCUACUCAACCACCUGCCUUAUCUCAUUAAAUGGGCAAGAUACACAUUUUUUAUUGUACUCUACCCCAUGGGAGUGACUGGAGAACUUCUGACCAUCUAUGCUGCUCUGCCUUACGUUCAGAAGACAGGCCUCUAUUCUGUCACUUUGCCCAACAAGUAUAACUUCUCCUUUGAUUAUUAUACCUUCCUCAUUCUCACCAUGGUCUCCUACAUCCCCUUGUUCCCUCAGCUCUACUUCCACAUGUUGCGGCAGAGAAAGAAAGUUCUGGGUCACGUGGAAGAGUACAGCAAAGUGGAAUAAACAUGCAGCCAGCACUCCACACAAUGUGGACUGACCAUAUGGAGGAAAGGGGGGGAGAAAAACGACCCUUCCAAUCCAAACCUGGCUGAUUUAAAAUGAGAAAAAGUUGCUUGUUAAUAUACAGAGCCCAGCUUUUUUUUUUCCCAAGAUAAUGAAAUGACAUAGAUUAUUUCUAACAAAGCUAGUUAGGGAAUGAGAUUUUGCAGUUUCUGAUUUUAAGGAUAUUGAUAAUGAUAUGAUAUCAAUGGUUUAAUAGAAGGCAUUUCUGAUAAUACACAGCUUUUUGUGUGAAACUGGUUUUAAUAAGUUCUAAUACAGUUGCCCUGACCUUAGUGAGGGAGGAAUGGAAUAGCUCGUUUUGGCUUUCACCUUUUGAAGUAAUGACAGAAUUGGGAACAUUUCAGUAAUCAAUAUUGAUCAAAAAAGAGUGAUGCGUCUAGCUUGUACUGUGCCCUGUGUACUUGGAAGUAUUGGUAGCAGUUUUGUUUAUGCACAGUCAGGAGGCUGAACAGAUGACUAGAUUCUGGAUAUCUUCAUGUGCUGUCUACAUGUUUCUUUGUGCAUAGUGUCACAUUCCACUGUUGGUGUUCUGUGACUACUGAUUUAGUUGUUGCUCACAGUUGUUGCUGUUCUUCACAGAUUUGCUCAGGACUUAUACUCGGUACUGACCUGUUGUCCAUAACAGUUUUCCCAUUUCCUUUCAGUGUUAGUUGUUUUGUAAAGGUCACGCAAAUUACUUUAACAAGAAUUGUGUUGUUUUGCUUAAUAUUGUUAUGUGGGUAAUGUAUAGCUGAAGUGAUUGUACAGGGUUGUGUUUUUUUGUGAUCCGUGUAUAUGCUUUCCAUAACUUCUAAAAAGGUGACCUCAAGCAAGCAGUGAAAGAGCUUUCGAGUCCUGUCAGUGGGCGACUUUCUAAAGAGUUCGAUUGAAAGAAGGCAGGGGUGAUGCUGGAAGAGCACGUGGCAGUGGGAAACUAGCGCAAUUGGAUUAGCCUGCGUCUAGUCAUGCAUUUCCAAUGAGUAAAAUCUAAUGAAGCGCAGAGCAGGCCAGGGGUCCGGAGUUGCUAAGCGCUUUGUUGUCUGUCUGCUCUCAUUACCAACAGCAGUGAAGUGCAAGCUCAAGCCUUGAAGAAGGGCUUGCUCAUUAGUCUUAAUGAACAACUAAUGAGCAGACUGGCCUUUCCCUACCAUUUGGGUCUGAACUUUACUUUCACAGGUUAUAGCCUAGAAGCGCCAUCUCUGGUAGCCAGGGGAUCACUCUUGUUUUUAUUUACCGUUAGAAGAGGACAGUCAUGCCAAUUUGUCAUUGGGUAGAUAAGAAACUCCUGGUCAGUUACCUUAGCUACUGUUAUUAAUCAGCUAAUCAGCUAACUGACCAUUAAUCAGUUUGAAUUGUGCUGGUCCAGGAUCCGUUAUGGUAGUAUGGCGUUUGCUUGCUUGCUGAUAUGAAGUAUUAUCUCUGAAGCUCCUGGAACAAAUGAUGUUUAACCUCUCAGCACCCAGACGUUUUGGCAUGAGAAUCUAGAGUGCAACUUGACUUAAAACUGCAUGAAAGAGGAAAUUGCUCCAUUCCUUAAAUGGUGCAGUCUUGUCAUACUACACCAUUCAAGGUUAAUUCACUGGACGCAUGACCUUUAAAGUUGUCAGGAAAUGUUGGGCUUUUGAUACAAUGGAUUUGCAUGGGACCAGCAGACUUUGUAUGAUUAGUAAAAGUUAUAUAUUUACAAUAAACUUAUAAUCUGGGAAACCA